CGCGGUACGUAAAGCUGGCGUUGUCUCUAUGGCUGCGGAGGACGCGGAGAGAAAGACAGCUCGAUGUAUCACAAAGAAAAGAGCAUCCAGAUCAAAAACAGCGCCUCGGCGCUGUACAACAACCUCGGCGUGCUGCGCAUCGCCCCGCGGCGCCUCACCUACUUCACGGUGGUCCACGCCAACGUGGUCAACAUGGUCAGCGCCUCGUGGGACGGCCUCAACUAUUCCCACCGUCAGCUGCAGUCCAAGGAGCCAAAUGUUGCCACGAGCACAUCGCUCAUCAUGCAGGCUGCGUUUUGCGUUCUGCCCUCUCGUGAUCUGCUGGUGGUGACCUCUCAGAAAGGCAUCCAGAUGUAUGAAUCCGAUGGGUCCAUCAUGGUGUACUGGCAUGCACUUGAUACUCCUGAAACACCUACAGCUCAGGCCGUGUUUGCUCGGGGGAUAUCAGCAGUGUGGGAAAAUUAUAUAUGCGUGGGUGUUUCAUCUGGUGCUAUUCUAGUAUUUGAUGUUCCCAGUAAAGGCAGCAAUAUCACGCUGUCUGAGGUGCUGGAGGAACACAAGGAGUCCAUCACUGACAUGGCCUCGGAGUGCUCUGGCAGCCAGGAGUGCAUAGCUGAUCUGGUCAGUGCAGACGAUGGGGGCAACCUGUGUGUUUGGAAGUCUGGGGAGGAAUUUCAGCUGCUCAACAAGAUCCCUGGCUUUGAUAUGAGCUGCUCAUCUGUCAAGUUGUGGAAAGGCACAGUGGUGGCAGGUUACGGCACAGGCCAGAUCCGUCUGUAUGAGGCAGUGACGGGAAUUCUGCAUGCUGAAGUCAACGCCCACGCUCGCUGGAUUUACUCACUGGACAUUGCUCCUUUUUCUGGACUGCUUUUAUCUGCUGCUGAGGACUCUCUAGUCAGGGUGUGGCACUUGACAAUGACCCCAGAGACGAACAAUGUGGAGAUUGCCCAUUUGCACAACGAGUGUGUGACAGACACACAAAUCUGUGGCGCCAAGUUCUGUGACGGCGACGGUUAUGCCUUCGCAGUGACGGGCUACGACCUGAGUGAGAUUAUCCGUUACACACAGACGUAGGACUCUACUUUCAUUGAGGCCAAGUUUUUAAUUGUGAAAUCUGAAUAUGUCUGGAAAGGUAUGAUGACCCAGAGAGAGGAAAAAAAGGAGCCAGGUUAGGAUCAGGUUGAGAUUCUGCAAAAACAUGGGAUAUUUAAUGUAAUCUUAUAAUAUGGGAGAAGCAACGUUUCAUGGCAUGUCUGUCUCCAUAUCUGCAAAGGGUAGAAGGAGAUUAGCAUAUAACAGCAUAAUGUAAAGUAACGCGCUAAAAUUUCUAUAAAUAUUUUAAGUACAAAUAUUUAUAUGUACGUGAAUGUAGCUUUUUAAAAGUAAUAAAGUAUUCUGUUAUUCUUUCUGACAUAAUCAUCGUGGUC
Molecule: messenger RNA, 1427 nt
Organism: Larimichthys crocea (large yellow croaker)
Lineage: Eukaryota; Metazoa; Chordata; Actinopteri; Sciaenidae
Gene: wdr54
Product: WD repeat domain 54
Exons: 10
Coding region: 64-1074 (336 amino acids)
Biological process (GO): cilium assembly
Cellular component (GO): ciliary basal body; centriole
Molecular function (GO): protein binding
Source: RefSeq, a predicted model, not a curated record